UUACGCCUCAUUCCGUGAUGUGACGUUGUACAGGAACAUGGCGCUUUAGAGGGGAAAUGUUUCAUGGUAGUCAGGUCUGUUGAUUUAUCUAUUUUAGCUAUGUUAAUUUAAAUAACAUUAAGGUUCGUUCAGCAAAUAUGAUCGGUCGUAAAAGGUUAUUGCCCCCUUUGUCUCUAUGGACAUCGGAACAGUAGCUACAUCUCGUAGCGGUGUUUGCUGUCGUCAGCUGAAACUGUUAGCAUUGACAUGCUAGCUGUAGCUAGUGAGCUGGCUAACAGUAAGUAGCUAACGUUAAACGGACAGAAAAUAUGCUUGUUUGUGUAGCCUAUACUGGCGUUAAACUAAAUACAAAUGAUUAAAACACGUUAUUUAGCAUCCUAUCAGUCAUUUAUUGUUUAGGACGACGAUUCCAGUUAGCUAACAUUUUGUUAGCUAAGCUAGGAGGAUGAAGAACCGCCAUGGACAUGUUUUGUUGCUGGCCAGUGGGUUUUUCCUGUCGGCGUUUUGGUUGUCUGAAGGGGCCCCUCUUCAGUAUCCUCACAAAUCAGAUGGAAGCACAGGGGACACGUUGUCUGUGUCUCUCUACCUGUCCCUGGUAGUGUCAUUCACGGCGCUUGUGGGCUUGGUGGUGUUGCUAGUGAACUGUGUGACCUGUUGCAAGGAAAGGGAGAUCAACUUCAAGGAGUUUGAGGAUCAUUUUGAAGAUGAGAUUGACUUCACUCCACCAGCAGAGGACACGCCUUCUAUGCAGUCACCAGCCGAGGUGUAUACCCUCACCGUGUCUCCUGUGGCGCUGCCUGGACCCCCACACCUCCAGCCUCCUGUCUGCGUCACAGAGGGAUCCACAGGCUUCCAGAUAGCACGUCACAGUCUGAGUUACAUUCAAGAGAUCGGCAAUGGCUGGUUUGGCCAGGUCCUUCUGAGUGAAAUCUACACAGAUCCAGGUGGAGCCCGAGUGGUGGUGAAAGAGUUAAAAGCUAAUGCAAGUGCCAAGGAGCAGAAUGACUUCCUGCAGCAGGGAGAUCCAUACAGAGUCCUGCAGCACCCAAACAUCCUUCAAUGUAUGGGACAGUGUGUUGAGGCCAUUCCCUUCUUGCUUGUCUUUGAGUACUGUGAAAUGGGGGAUUUGCGGGGCUAUCUGUCUCAGCAGGAUUGGAUGUUCAGAAAUGCUGAGUUGCUGCAGCUGCAGAGGAUGGCCUGUGAAAUCGCUGCUGGUGUCACUCACCUUCACAAACACAACUUCCUGCACAGUGAUUUGGCUCUGAGGAACUGCUACUUGACUGCAGAUCUUACAGUGAAAGUGGGAGACUAUGGAAUUGGACCAUACAGAUACAAAGAGGAUUACAUCAUCACAGAGGAUGAUGUGUUUGCACCCCUUCGCUGGUUGGCUCCUGAGCUGGUGGGCGAGCGCCAUGGGGGUGUGAUUACCAUGGAGCAAACCAAGCCCAGCAAUGUGUGGGCCUUGGGGGUCACAUUGUGGGAGCUCUUUGAGAAUGCUGCUCAACCGUACCCCCAUCUGUCUGAUCGGGAGGUUCUCAAUCAUGUAAUCAAGGAGCAACAAGUCAAACUCUUUAAGCCACAGCUGGAGCUUCCUUAUUCUGACAGAUGGCAUGAGGUCCUGCAGUUCUGCUGGCUGUCUCCAGACAAGCGAGCCACAGCAGAGGAAGUGCACCGUUUGCUUAUCUACCUGCGCAUGCAAGGCCAGAAGGACAUAAAAGAAGACUUUGAGCAACGCUGGGAUGCUCUUAAGCCCAACCCUUCCACUCGGCAGACCACUGUUAGCCACUCCUCUUUUCCAAUCUUGGAACAGUUUGCUGAUGAUGCCUUGCGACAAGAGAUUGACGAAGUUCUUACGGUCACUGAAACAAGCAAAGGUCUCAGCUUUGAGUAUGUUUGGGAGGCAGCCAAACACGACCACUAUGAUGGCAACUAUGGGCGUUCAGGCCUGGACACAACAUUGAACUAUCACAGCAUGUUCUUUCCUGUUUCCAGUGAAGACAUCCAGGCCCAUUUCCCUGAUCCUGUAGCCAGAGCAGUGGGCGCAGAAAGGUGUAACACUCCUUCAGGAAUUCCCGGGAUUGUACCAGUGUUUGAUGCACAAAAGCCAUCUAAUGGUAAUGAAUAUUACAUACAACUAGAAGAACAAGGGGAGAACACUGUUAAGGAAGGCCAGCAAGACUUUGUUGUUCUCCAAGACGUCCGUCUGGAUGAGUCUAGUACUGAUGCUGAUUUUUUCCAUCAAAGUAUUGACUCAAAGGAUUCUUAUUUACCAGACAGCCACAUCUGGUCAUCUCUUGAAAAUGACAGUCCAUACCACACCAACAUUUUCACUGACGGGGGGUCCAAGCAGCAAGAGGACUCUCCUUCCUGGAGACAGAGUUUUAUGGAGCUUCCAGAGAGCUAUGGCAACCCUUUCCGUGGAAGUGCUCCUUUAGAAGUCCAGGAGGUGGAUAGAGAUAAAAGCUAUGGUGAUUCUUUUUUAGGGGAUUGUUCAGAAGCCCCUUACCUGACAGAUUCUGUAGACAUGGAGAGGGAGAACACAGAUACGAAGAGGCUUCUGAACACUGAAAUACUAGCUGACAACUUUGUGUUUCUCAAAGACCACAGCCUGAUGAAGGACAGAUCACAUUUCUCAAGUCCACAGGAGAAUUUUCUUCUACCUGGCCGAGCUCACGAACCAGAAGAAAGAUUCAAAAUGAGUUCUUGGGACAACCUUGAGAAUUUAGGCAGCUUAAACGCAGAAGACACUUAUUUAAAAACGGCAGCAAGUAGCACAUCCUCAAGAAAGGAACUUUUAGACUCUCCCACUUCCAGCUUGGGGGAGAUAAGUCCGUCGCUGGUAGAAAACAAAACACUGGUGCCUUUCAUUACAGUGGUAACAGAAGACAACACAAGCAACCAGCUGCCAGUUAGAAAUAGUUUUUCCACAAAAGACCUUGGUCUGCAGCAAUCCUCAGGCAGAGGUAUAGACUCUGGUUUUGAUUCUACCUCUGAGAGGUUUGAGUUUAUUAUCAGUCAAACUGAUGGCCCCACCCCUGCAUUCUCUGAAAGUGCCAGUACAGACUCAUUGUGCACAGAUGCCAAAUUUCCAAGCCUUGAAGAUGACCAUGGAACCUCUAAGGAUAAUGUUCAGGCCAUGGGAAGUGAAAUGCCUGAAAACCUGCAAGUCCAAGCAUUGUCCUCAGACAACGGACACAAUGAAGACCUCACAAGUAAUGAUCUGUUAGGUGAACUAAUUGAGGAAGCAGAUAUAGAAUUGGAAACCACUCUAUCUGACCAUGAAGAAUCCUUUAUGGAUGCUAAUGGUCUCCCUAUUGUCAGAUCUUCUCUGUUGAUCUCUGGACCAUCUUUGGAUCAGAUCAGCCAGGACAGUUUACUGGAAGACAGUUUGUCUACCACUUUACCAACUGUAGAUAAUCCAGCCGAGACACCAGACUCUUUAGACUCUCUUGACAUCCACAGACUUGGUGAACAAGGAGAAGAGCUGAGUGCUCAAAUAGCCCAACACAAACUCCAGCCUCCAUACAAAAUAUCAGACAGUGGGUAUGAGACGGAGAACCUUGAGUCUCCUGAGUGGAACUCCCAGCCUAAUGUUAAAGACCAUUCGCCUGUAAAAAAUGGCACGAGUGUUGCCAAAGAAGAGGAGGAAAUAGAGGACCUCACAGCUGCUACAAAUCUGGUUCCACCAGAAAUCAUCAUCUCCGAAGUAGAGGGUGUGCUGAAUGCUCACAGUGAGGAUCCCAGUGAGUUCCACCAGCCAGAUCAUGUAGCUCCUGCUGGGGAGCCACUCAUGGGCAGUAAUUACAGAGACUCUGCCUACUUCUCAGACAAUGAAUCUGAACCUGAGAAGAAGUCUGAAGAAACUGUUCCGGGAGUUUCUGGUGAAGUCAAGUGGCUGAGGAACUCUACUGAGGUGGUCAGUGUGGCAGUUAGAGGCCCAGCACUGGAGCUCAACCUAGAGAGAGAUGUAGAUUCCUUAUUUUCUCAAGCACAGGCAGAUGGAGAAACAUCUGCUUCACAUGUUGGGGUCAUACUACAGGAGGCAGAUUCAAAUAUCGCAGAGAAAUGUAAGAAUGAGACAACGGAGUCCUGCAGCAGUCAUAAAGAAGAUAGAAACAUACCAGAGUUGUUCAAGGACUUAAAAUCUCCUGGCCAACCAGACUCAUCAAAACCUCUCGAAACCUCAACUUCACUUCCUUCUGUUGCCCAAUCAAAGCCAGUGCCAGAGAGCUCAGGUCAUGCUAAACUCACCAGAACUUACGCGAGUGAUGGUCAUAAAAUAAGAGAGCCAGACAUGGAGGGGCGUUACCUGGGGAGGCGAGAUGGCUUGGGUUUAGAUGGACAGGAGGACGGCGUAGAUGCGGACGAGGAGGACGAGAACAGCGACGACUCUGAUGAUGACAUCUGUGGGUACCAGCUAAACAGCUCCAGUUCAGAAAGCGAGGAUGAUACCGUGCAUACGGUGCCACUUGUUGUCUCAGAUGACAGUAGUGCAAAGAACCUGAAGAGCCUGUUGAAACCCACCACGCUGAACAUCCAAGCAUCAUCUUCCCCGUUUCCUUCAAGGUGCAAUGCAGAUAACUCCAGAAGAUCUGUGUCUUUUUUUGAUGAUGUCACUGUCUACCUGUUUGACCAGGAGACCCCCACCAAUGAACUGGGUGACCACUCCUCAGGCUCACACAACCAGGCACCAGAGUUCAGCAGCCCAGUGUCCACUGCGAGCUACCUGAACCGGUUCACAAACUCUGAAAGCUCCACCGAUGAAGAAGGUGGGGGUUUUGAGUGGGAUGAUGACUUCUCCCCCGCACCUGCCUUCCUGCCCAAGACGGAUAAAGACCCUGUAUCAAAGACCAUGUCCUCAUCUGCAGCAUCUCGCUUUUCCUCUCCGCCCCUUGCAACGGGGCGUGUGCUGGAGCCGAGCUGGACCAGCUCCUCAAACUUCUCCCGGUUCUCCAUUUCACCGGCCAGCAUCGCUAACUUUUCCCUAACACAUCUAACCGACUCGGACAUCGAACAAGGAGGAAGCAGCGAAGAUGGAGAAAAGGACUAGUGUUAUAUAUUAUCAUCCCACUAUUGAAAAAUGAACCUAUACUCGCACUUUUGGGAACGGAGAACGGCUGAAUAAGGACAAAUGACACGGUUCGUGGGGCAAACCGUGGAUGCUUCUCUCAGGCAGAACUGCUCUUUACCUACAUGGAAAUGGCCGUGAAAAACAACCACUUUCAGCAAAUAAGACAGACGAGGCCCAGCUCCAGUCUGAGCCAUAUCACCUGUCCAGCUACAUCAGUGUGUGUGGUUUUAGUUCAGUGCAAUUCCACUUGGGGGGAGAGUUUCUAAAUGUUUGCUUUAAAGACUUAUCAACGUAUUCCAGGUGUUUGGCUGCUUCUUUUAUUGUGUCAAAGUGCACUCAUUUUCCAGGACUUUUGCAUCACCAAAAAAAUAUUCAGACUUUUAGCCUCUGAAUGAAACAUACUGGGCUGGCAAACAUAUCACUACAGCCAAAUAAGUAUAAGCUCUUAUAUUUCAGCAGAUUGAAGAUCCAAGCUUUUUCUCUAACUUUAUUAAUUUUGCUCCUUCAUGUUGUGCGAUUAUUUCAGUGGUUGCCUCUUUUGGAAGAAUGAUUUGUUUUUUCGUAACCUCUCGUUGGGUGUUAGUCAUAAUCUCCUAAUUGGAGAAAAACUGUGUGUAGCAGCAUUUCAAUAAGAAGGGUUGAAAUUCACUUCAACUAAAAUCCCUCAUCUGAAGAGGUGACACACUGUGCUCCUUUAAGUUUCAAAGGAACAUUUAGAGUAAGUAGUUUCAUAUUGUUGAGACCUCUCAGUAGGAAUGGUUGGUGGGAUGAGACUAGGAGUGUCACAUUAAUCCUUACAGAGGUGAUCCAGUUGUGAGGAAAAACUUAAAGACAAGUUAUUAAUUUUGUAAUGCUUCAUUAUGUGCUCUGAAAUGUGUAUGAAGUUGCUCGGAUGGUUUUGACUACUUGUCACAGGGGUCUUGUCGCAGUGCCUGUGAUGCUGUAAAGACAGCUGCACUCUCAUUUUCUAUCACUACAAAGUUUUAAAUCCCACGUUUAGUGAGAUUGUGUAAAAAGUGGGACAUUUUAUUUUUAAAUGUCUGAGUGAAUAAAUGUUAAUGAGUUGUUUGUAAACAAAUGUCAUUAAUUAAAUUGGAGUUCAUAGAAUGACCCGGCGAACACGGCCUGGUUUCUACAGCAAUGCACAGAGACUUAAAGCUUCACGAAAAUUCACUACUAGAACAAAAAAAACCACUGCUGCUUUUUAUCAGUGUCAUGAACAGAGUUGUUUGCCUUUUAAAAAAAGAAAGAAAAAAAAAAAAAGAUAAAGAAAUGUGUCAAACUUAAUAACCCAAUUCAGAUGUCAUUUCCCUCAGUUCUCCUCAUCCAGUUGCAUUUUUGAGCAUUUCAUCAUGGCAUCUUAUCAUUUGGCCAUACAUCGUCUCUGUGGCUGUACAGGGCUGGCUGGGGAUGUGUAACGUGAUCAGUUACUGUAUAGAAGCAUGAUGCAAACUGUUCAAGUGCAUCAAGAUACUUUCCCUCCAAGGAUUUCAUGUACAGAUAUAAAAACACAGUUUAUUGAAACUGUAUGUUGUACCGUUACUGUAUGGUUCUUUAAAGUUUUUAAAGAUUUUGUUUUUCACAGAUGACCUGAUGAACAGCUGUACUUCGCCUGUAGUAGAUGUGCGCCCCCCCCAGCCCCUUACAGAAGGCACUGUAUCUUAGAUGUUAACCUCUGGUAAAAACCAGCAGCCCGUGCUUCAGUUAAACUUGAACAUUUAUUUAAGGAAAUCUUGUUUUAUUUGACUACAGUAUACAUUUGCUUAAUCUUGCACAUUUGAGAAAUGUAACUUAAUGUUUAUCUGUACUGAUGUAUGUAAAUGUAAAAUUUUUUUUUGUCUGUAAAUGGGAAAUGAUGUAAUGGGGUUAUAGGUAUGAGGUUUCAUUUUGUAACUUAAAGCGGAGUUGAUCAGAGGUACAUAUCACAGUUAUUGGCUAAACAGUUAAAUUAAGACAAAGGCAGAUGUGAAUUCAUUAUGUCCUUUAAACCUGUAGAUUUAAAAAAAAUAUUUUUACUUCGUAUUUAUCAUGCUUAGUGUAACUGAAUGAAAUGUUUAUAAUUACACUGUUUUAAUAUGAAAAUAAAUGCAAAUGAACUUCUAA
Etheostoma cragini (Arkansas darter) is the source of this 7174-nucleotide messenger RNA. RefSeq names its product lemur tyrosine kinase 2 (gene lmtk2). The transcript has 14 exons. The record is from RefSeq and is a predicted model, not a curated record. Lineage: Eukaryota; Metazoa; Chordata; Actinopteri; Perciformes; Percidae. Gene Ontology annotation, molecular function: ATP binding; protein kinase activity. Bases 446 to 5050 code for a protein of 1534 amino acids. Gene Ontology annotation, biological process: protein phosphorylation.